UUAGACUUACAAACAACAACAUCUCUUUCUAUCUCCAGAUAUACCUAUCCACAUAUAACCUUCUUAAUGGUCCUUUGUCCCAUCCCCAUCUUCUUCGAAGUACAUCAAUGGAGAAGAAAGCAAAUCUAGCAGCCAUGGAUGUAAUUCCUCCCGAAUUCAGAUGCCCCAUUUCAAUGGAGCCGAUGAGAGAUCCAGUGACCAUCUCAACUGGAGUCACCUAUGAGCGCAAGAGCAUCGAGAAAUGGUUCUUCACCUACAAGAACAUCACUUGUCCAGCCACAAUGCAAAGAGUCAAAAACUUCGAUAUCACUCCAAACCAUACCCUAAAAAGGCUCAUCCUUUCAUGGCAAAAUGGCCUUUCUCAGUCUUCUUCUUCUUCAUCACCAUCAUCAGUGAAGUAUGAUGAAUUGAUAUCUCUUAUUAACACGAUCGAAUCUACGCCGUUCACGGUGAGUUCCCUGAAGAAACUCAGAUCCAUUGUUGAAAUGGGUGAUGACACAAAAGCUGAGACUAAGCUUUUUGGAGGAGUGGAAAUGCUUGUUAGAAUAUUUGUUCAGAUUCUGGAUCAUGAAAGCUUGGAUUUUCUCACGUUUAGAGCUUGUGAAGAGGCUUUAGGCAUCCUCCAUGAACUUUCAGAAUCAUCUGAUCAAGAAGAUAUCGAUAAAACAUUAAUCCAGUUGUCAAAGCCUGCGACAGUGGAAUCCAUGUCCAUCAUGCUCCAUAGGGGAAGCGCCGAAGCGCGAUUCUGUGCCAUUUCUAUGCUAAGACAGAUGGCGAAAAGAGGUCAUAUCAAUUGGAACUUUGUCAUGCAAGCUCAAGGAACGGAUAAUUUCUUCAAGUCCAUGCUGGAGAUUGUUUCGGAUGGAAUCUGCAGCCAGGCCGGUUCAUGUGCUCUGGAGAUUCUGAGAGAAGUCACGAGUUUGUCGAAGAAAAGCCGGGUUAAGGCCAUUGAGGCCGGGGCAGUCUGUGUUCUAAUCGAACUUCUUCCAGACGCAAACCGAUCAAAAUGUGAGAAAACACUGCAUCUGAUCAGACUACUCUGCGAGUGUGCUGAUGGUAGAUCAGCCUUUCUAGAACACGGGCUUGGGAUCGCUGCGAUAACGCAGAAAAUGAUGAGUGUUUCAGAUGUUUCAACAAGCAUUGCAGUGAAGAUCCUGUGGCUGGUGUGUCGUUUUCAUCCCACAGAGAGGGUUGUGGAGGAAAUGCUCAUCUUUGGGGCAGUGAAGAAGCUGGUGGGAUUGUUAGAUAUGGAUUUUGGAAGAUGGUCAUCUAAGGAGAAGGUGGCGAACAUCUUGAAGUUGCAUGGAAAUUCAUGGAGGAAUUAUCCCUGUUCUCCUUCUGGAUUGAUGGAUUAUGUGGGUAAUUAAUUAAUUUAGUGAAUUGUUCUUUAGUCCUAACUGUGGAUAAGGAAAACCAAAACACAAGAGAUCGAAGAGAAUAAAGAAAGAAGUACUAGCAUAUAUAGAAGUUGCGUAUACAUAGCGAAUUUCAGAAAGAAAAUAGAAUUAUAGAGAUUAAGCUAGUUAGUUGUGGUGAUGUUUGAUGCUAUUCCUUCACCUUGUUUCUUGAUUAAGUCUUUGUUGAUUUGGUGUGGGAUUCUAGUUUUUGCCACCAUAAUUAAUAUUCCUUUGAUUUC
Diospyros lotus (date-plum) is the source of this 1636-nucleotide messenger RNA. RefSeq names its product E3 ubiquitin-protein ligase PUB23-like. Gene Ontology annotation, biological process: protein ubiquitination. Lineage: Eukaryota; Viridiplantae; Streptophyta; Magnoliopsida; Ericales; Ebenaceae. Bases 108 to 1367 code for a protein of 419 amino acids. Gene Ontology annotation, molecular function: ubiquitin protein ligase activity. The record is from RefSeq and is a predicted model, not a curated record. The transcript has a single exon.